AAUAAUAAUUUUAGCUAUAGCAACACUUCGACUUUCGACAAAAUUGACACCCGAACGGUGAGGUAGGCUCUUUUUCUGUUUUCAGUCCUUAUUUAUCGUGAAAAUUACACGGUUUUCUUGAUAGUUUGUUGCCGACUACGCUAUUUUAAUGCCUAAAUAUUACUAAGGGCAGGGUAUAGCAGAGGGCUAUAUUGGCGUUGCACACAGCAAUGGUAAUGGAGGCGUCUCCGUCACCGCAGAGCGUCGGUCGCGAGUUCGUGCGACAAUACUACACGCUAUUAAAUAAGGCGCCCGCCCAUCUGCACAGAUUUUACAACAAUUACUCAUCGUUCGUCCACGGAGGGCUGGAUGCGCCCAACCGUGAGACGCUGCCGGUGGUUGGGCAGAAACAGAUUCACAACCGCAUCCAACAGCUUAACUUCCGCGACUGCCAUGCCAAGAUCAGUCAGGUGGACGCGCAGGCCACUCUGGGCAACGGAGUGGUGGUGCAAGUAACGGGCGAGCUGUCCAACGGUGGCGCCCCCAUGCGCCGUUUCACCCAGACCUUCGUACUAGCCGCGCAAUCGCCCAAAAAGUACUACGUCCACAACGACAUCUUCCGUUAUCAGGAUAUCGUUUUCUCGGACGAAGAGGGCUCCGGCUCCGGUCGAUCUGAGGGGGAGGAGGAGGAGUCCCCGGGUACGGGCACUGGCGGCGCGUACUUCCCGCCGCCGCCGGCCGCUGCCGCCUUCCCGGGCGCCUUCCCCGCGCCCCCCGCGCCCCCGGCGCCGCCGCAUCUCAACGGCCAUCCGCUAGCCUUGCACCACCACCGCGAUCUCGUGCAGGCAUUGCACGAAAAUAAGGAGGACAAGCAUUUCGAGCGAGGCGGAACCGGAGCCACCGUCGUCGCCCCCCGUGGCCAGCAGCGCAGCCGCAGCUCCCGCCGCGACCGCUGCGCCCCCGCCGGCGCCGGCCCCCGCUCCCGGGCCGGCCGCGCCGCCGGCGACAGCGGCGCCUGCGGCCGCGCCCCCACGGGCCCCAGCUCGCCGCCCGCGCCGGCCGUGCCGGAGCCGGCCCCGGAGCCCGAGCCGGAGCGCGAGCCCACCCCGCCGCCGCACCCACCGGCAGCCCCGGAGCCUAAGACGUACGCUAACCUCGUGAAGUGCGGAGCGGGAGCGCGCGCCUCCCCGCCCGGCGCGCCCCCCGCCGCGCCCCCGGCCGCUCCCCCUGCGGCGCGCCCCCGCGGGGUGGUGGCGGAGGCGCGCGAGGUGCGCGAGGCGCGCGAGCCGCGGCGCUACUCGGACGCGCAGCAGCUGUUCCUGGGCAACCUGCCGCACUGCGCCACCGAGGACGAGCUGCGCGCGCUCUUCGCCCGCUUCGGGCCCGUCGCCGAGCUGCGCGUGCACUCCAAGCCCGCCGCGCCCGGCGCGCCCAAGCACCCCAACUACGGCUUCAUCACCUACGAGACCUCGCAGGCCGCGCACGACUGCCUCAACGCCGCGCCGCUGUACUUCCCGGGCGAGGGCGCGGAGGGCGGCGUGAAGCUGAACGUGGAGGAGAAGAAGACGCGCGCCCGCGAGCCGGCCCGGCGGCGCCCGCUGUCGUCGCACCGCGCGGCCUUCGCCCCGCGCCAGCCCUACCGCCGCUAGAGCGGGCAGGCCGCGGUAGCUAGUCGGUAGGAAGUUGCUUCGUUGUGUGGCCAGUGGUCGCCCGACGGCGUGCGACGUCCGGUCGGUCGCUCGUCUGUCAUCCUUCGUUUUCACCUAUGUAAGAUAUGCUAAGCUUCUAUGAUGUGUUUCGUUUUAAUUCAAUAUUGAAAUGUGAAUUUAAGUUAAUGAAUGCAGCGUGGAGGUACGUACGUAGUGAGUCGAGCGCGCGGCGGACGGGGGCGCGGCCGUACGACUGUACAUAGUGUUAGGAAUAUGAGACGCCGCCGCGUCGCUGACUUCACGAAAUAAUAAAUUCUAGAUUAGCUCCGAAACCCUUUCCAGAUUAUAUAAAUAACGUAUUUUGUAUUAAAAUAAAACGUAUGUUAUUGUAUCGAUUCGCUAAAACGAUAUUGAUGCAGAUGUUCUUAUGCAUUUACUUAGAUAUCUAUGAAAUAACAAUUAUGUAACGGAUGCCGGUCGCAGUAGCGCGCUGUCGCCGCCUUGUGGCGACUACUGGUCCCUGGUAGCGACUACUGAUCCCUGGUAGCGGCUACUGGUCCCUGGUAGCGACUACUGGUCCCUGGUAGCGGCUACUGGUCCCUGGUAGCGACUACUGGUCCCUGGUAGCGACUACUGGUCCCUGGUAGCGGCUACUGGUCCCUGGUAGCGACUACUGGUCCCUGGUAGCGGCUACUGAUCCCUGGUAGCGGUUACUGGUCCCUGGUAGCGGCUACUGGUCCCUGGUAGCGACUACUGGUCCCUGGUAGCGACUACUGGUCCCUGGUAGCGACUACUGGUCCCUGGUAGCGACUACUGGUCCCUGGUAGCGGCUACUGGUCCCUGGUAGCGACUACUGGUCCCUGGUAGCGGCUACUGGUCCCUGGUAGCGGCUACUGGUCCCUGGUAGCGGCUACUGGUCCCUGGUAGCGGCUACUGCUUGCACUGACAGCACACACUACUGCGUGCCAGUAUCGAUAACGAUUUCAAACUGUAUUAUAUUCUAAUAUUAUUAUUAGUUAAAAAAACUAAAAAAUGGCAGUGACUGUAUUUUUUUAUUUAGUUUUUCAUCGAUUUUUUAACUGUACUACUAAUAUGUGUAAGUACAUUGUUUUUGUAUUGAGUUGUGAAGCAUGUAGUAGUACUACGUGCUGUGCAAAAUUUCGUGUACUUAUUUAUUGUAAAUAUAAUAUUCGAGAGUCUCGUUACGCUGUAGUAGGACGGACAUCGCGUCCAUGUCGCAGCCGGCGCCAACGUCUCCAAUACUCAGCCCUCAGUGCGGGCGUGACGUCAGCGAUGUCUGUCCCGAGUGGGCAGGCCCGCUCUAUCUUACACUACACACGUUUACUUGGAAACGUUGCUCGUGUCUCUUAAUUACGCGUCCCGUAAUUGUUAUCAGAGGAAACUUUCAUUGUCGUUAUAACAGCGUUUGCAAGUAAAAUAAGCGAUUCUGUAAACAAAAUUUAGAGCCAACACUACUAAACAACCGCUACCUCCCGUGUAUGGCCGGGAACUGUCGGCUCUUGUAUCGACUUCGGUGUCGUCUGGUAGCCAUCGCCGACAUAACAACGUAGGUGGUUGUAAUGGUUCCCCAGCAGUAGCAGUGUGGGAUCUAAAGUUUGUGAAGUACAGUUGUAAACUAAUGUAUCAUGCGCAGCGACCAGCUGGCGGCGCGGGCACGCGGCGUACUGGCGGCGUGGCCGCGGCGGUCAGGCAGCGUGGCCGCGGCGUACCCGCAGCGUGCCCGCGGCACCAAGCGUUGCCCCUCUCUAAUAGAGAUGUACUUUUUGUAACA
Messenger RNA from Spodoptera frugiperda (fall armyworm), 3420 nucleotides. It is a transcript of the gene rin, whose product is annotated as ras GTPase-activating protein-binding protein 2. NCBI's taxonomy places the organism in Eukaryota, Metazoa, Arthropoda, Insecta, Lepidoptera, Noctuidae. The record is from RefSeq and is a predicted model, not a curated record. Gene Ontology annotation, cellular component: ribonucleoprotein complex; cytosol. Gene Ontology annotation, molecular function: mRNA binding.